AGCGCUUCGCGUGAACGGCAUGUGCAGCAUGGCCUUACUUUUGUGCCUCUAUGGUGUAGGGGCCUCUAGUUGGCUCAUUCACGAGUCAUAACUUACGACCAUUUCAAACAUAUAAGGAUCUUUUGCCCUAGCAUUUAGAGCGACGUUAUAGCACUCGAUGGCGGACGGAUGCAGCAUUUCUCUGGCCCUACUCUCGGACUGGACCACGACCCUAAUGCUAGUAUUCGGAGGAUGUUGCAGUAACGCACUGGCUUUAGAACAACUAGUGACAUAUUAUCCACAAGCAGGUUCAUUGAUCACAUUUGCUCAAUUUCUAUGCAUUACACUACGAGGGAUCCCCAAGUUCGUUCAAUUCACGCCAUAUCCGCGACUUAGACCACGACAGAUACCCAUCUGGCCAUAUCUCAUUCAAGUGCUGUUAUUCUACUUCAUUUCCUUACUGAACAAUGCGGCGUUCGCCUACAAGAUACCCAUGUCGGUCCAUAUCAUCUUUAGAAGCGGAGGACUGGUAAUAAGUAUGUUCAUGGGCUGGUUACUGUUAGGCCGCAGGUACAAUUGGACCCAAAUAGCGUCCGUCUUACUCGUCACCGCGGGGGUGGUGCUCACCACAUUAUCGGCUUCCAAACCAAAAUCGGCGAAACCAGACACGUUUUCCGAAACUUCAACGUCAGCCAUAGAGAACUCCAGCGAGAACACAUAUACAUAUACAAGCGGAAUAUUGAUCUUGUUACUUGCUCUCAUUCUUUCUGGACUUCUGGGCAUAAUCCAAGACAAGACCUAUGCUCGGUAUGGAAACCGAGCUCCCGCAAAGGAUUCGAAGGAAUAUUCGGGGAAGAAGAAUGAUCGUCCGGAAACAUGGCAGGAAUCCAUGUUUUAUCUGCAUUUUCUCUCGAUGCCAAUGUUCUACUCUGUUCGACAAGACUUGCUCGAUCAAUUUCAAGCUCUGAACAAUGGCCCUGUCAUGCACCUUGUCCUUCCAUCGUCUUUUCAGUCCAAGACGUUCACCGAUGCAUAUCACUCUAUACCAGCUAUACCCAUCCCAACAAGUUACCUCAUCCUGCUACUCAAUACAGUCACACAGCUGGUCUGUGUCUCCGGGGUACACCGCCUCACUUCACGGGUUUCGUCACUAACUGUGACGUUGGUGCUUGUUAUACGCAAAGCGGUCUCGCUUGUCAUUAGUGUCAUGCUGUUUGGAACGGGAAUGGAGGGAGCUAGAAAAAUCAUGAUGUGGACAGGGGCGGGGUUGGUUUUAGUGGGAACAUUGGGGUAUUCUGUAGCAGGGUCGAAGAACAGAGAUCGAGAGAAAAAGAAAGUGAAUUGACUUUGCUUGGGGCUGAGAAUGUUAGCCAGUAGGCUUCGUACGUUAUCAUUGCAUGAUCGGUAUCAUGCAAAUUGGGCCAUGCUAUGGUCUUCUUGCAGAAAGGAAUUUGUGAAAAUAUCC
Somion occarium is the source of this 1444-nucleotide messenger RNA. The record is from the annotation of a GenBank genome assembly. Lineage: Eukaryota; Fungi; Basidiomycota; Agaricomycetes; Polyporales; Cerrenaceae.